CUGUACACAAACCAACGUGAGGAAGCUGCUAUCUGCUGCUGAAUGAAAGGUGAAGACACUAAUGUAUGGCGUUUAACAGGCAUCAGACUAACGCCUGAUAUAUUUAUAUGUAUGUAUUUAGAAAAAGUGACUGGUUACAGUAGGUGCAGAGGACUAUGAGCUCUUAAGUUGUAAGUGACAGCAAAGAGUCAGCUAAUAGCAUUUUAGGUGCUCCCUGAUGCUGAUUGGACGGAACUGCAGGUUUUUUGGACGGGUUGGGUCUUAUCUUGUCAAACCUUUGGCCUGUUUAUUUAUCAGCUCAAGCACAAUGGCCAAGAGCAAAUUUGAGUAUGUCCGCAACUUUGAAACAGAUGAUACCUGUCUACGAAACUGCUACAUUGUUGUCAGACUGGAUGGACGCAACUUUCACAAGUUUGCUGAGCAGCACAACUUUACAAAGCCCAAUGAUAACCGGGCACUGGGGCUCAUGACCAGGAGUGCCUGCUCUGUCAUGGAAGAGCUUGAGGAUAUUAUCAUCGCUUAUGGUCAGAGUGAUGAGUUCAGUUUUGUGUUCAAGAGGACAUCUAACUGGUUUAAGAGAAGAGCCAGUAAGUUCAUGACCCAUGUGGCCUCUCAGUUCUCCUCCUCGUAUGUGUUUUACUGGAAGGAGUUUUUUGGAGAACAACCCCUCUUGUACCCCCCAGGCUUUGAUGGACGUGUGGUUCUGUAUCCUAGCAACCGUAACCUUAGAGACUACCUUAGCUGGAGGCAGGCAGAUUGUCACAUAAAUAAUUUGUACAACACAGUGUUUUGGACUUUAGUACAGAGAGGGGGACUCACCCCAGCCCAGGCACAGGAGCGCUUAAAGGGAACUUUUGCUGCAGACAAAAAUGAGAUCCUGUUCUCAGAGUUUGAUAUAAACUACAACAAUGAAUCCCUCCUCCACAGGAAAGGCACUGCACUCAUCUGGGAAAAGCAAGACGAAACCGUCACUAAACGUAUGAAGCUACCAAAUGAAGAGGAGAAGGAUGUACAAGUGACGCGGAGCAGAAAGAAGGUCCAGGCCUAUCACUGUGACAUCAUUGGAGACCAGUUCUGGGAGGAACAUCCAGACAUUCUGGAGGACGACAACUGCUAACAUCUCAUUAAUACUGUAGGAUGAAAAUAACUGAAAAACUCUGAGUGGUUAAAGUGGACCCAAACAAACAGGACAGUACUGCUGAUUGAUGCAAAUGAACAUCUAGGAUCAUUUUCCCAUGAAGCUUAAUACGCUGGAAACCCUUGAAAGUGUGUUUUCCAAGACUUAAGUCUUCAGUGAUUGACUUUAUACAACCGAUCUCUCAUGGCUGGAGCAUAUAUUUACUUUACUGUAUUAAACUUUUAUUAAGAUUCCUUUAAACAGGGAUGGUGUUUGUCUUGUUUACAGGAAAGCAGAUAAUUUCCUAAUAUUAAUCUCUUAAUCAAGUGUUGAUGGAAAAUGCUACUGUUUAUAGUCUCUCUGUCCAUUGCUCUUACAGUUGCAUUUCCAAAUAUAUUGCCAUUUGACACCAUGAAUGACAUUUAGAAUACUACCAUCAUUUGAUCUUUCAGCAUGUUAGGCAUGAAUCCAGUUGGUACUUUUGAACAGAGUGGAUUUUAUUGUAUGUGCAGUUUGAGUUACAGUUUACGUUUUUUUUUUUUUUUUUUAAAUAGAAUUCCCAAUCUUUGAAUGUCAAUAAUUCAGAAAACAAACUUGUGCCUGAUAGGUGGUAAAUAUUACUGACAGUAUUCAGCCAGAAGGAGCACAUCUGGGGUAGAAAUAAGCCGAGUGAAGCAGAAGGUAAUACCCUGGCUGUACUGAGUGGCCUUGUCUUGCAGCCAGGACACCAUUUAGAGAUGUGAAUGAAUUCAAUGGGCCUGCACUGUCAUCACUGCUAAGAAUACCUCACACACCCUGCAUACACCCUAUCCUUCUGACAUGUGCUCUGCGGCAUAUUUAUCAUCACACUUAUAAAUGACCGGCUCAGUAUGAAUGGCUGUUGGAGGCUUGAAGUGCUAGAAGCCUACUGUAUUUUGUUACUGUAGUAGGCUCAGUUGCAGUGGGAUACUAGAGCUGUAUUUUUGGUUCUGUGACCUUGUUCAAAGCAUUUCGCUACUGUACUGUCGUUUAUGUAACCAGGACUGAGCUCUUUAGUGGUUCACAGAGUCCUGUUUGAUUUAACGAAACCUCUGUAAGGAAUUUACCUACAUUUUACACAGUACUUCUAUUCAGUAUGCACAAAAACUCUUCUUUAAAAGUACAGACUUUGCUUGAUGAUGAACUGGUUCAGUUUUCUUGGGUUGCUGCCAAACUCCUACUGUCCUGACAUAUGGUUAUAUAGGAAACAAGAAACAUUAGUAAGCACAACAUGUGGAGGCAAGUAGUGAAGUUAUUUAAAGACGCCAUGUGUUUUCAUUCAGUAGCUAUAGUUUGAGGGUACUGUUAGCAGGAGAAUGAAUAAGAUUCCUACAUCCUGGUUGAAACAUGUCAGGGCUGUUUAAAAUAAGAUAUUUCCUGUCUCCUACUCUGAGCGUUAGAGUCCUACUCAGCCUAAUAAACUGAAUAAUGUCAUGUGGGGGAGUUUUGUCAGGUUUGACAGAUAUAACCCUGAUGAGAUCACCAGACUUUCCAGGUCUUGGAACUGGAGGCUUCACAUUUUUGACCAGUAUUAGGCUACAGACUGUAAACCUGCGCUACAGACCAGAAGCAUUACGUCUGCAAGACCGGAGUCUUAAUAGGAAAAUGUGAUUGGAUAAAUGUAAUAAAUGUAAUAAUGAGCA
Molecule: messenger RNA, 2778 nt
Organism: Sphaeramia orbicularis (orbiculate cardinalfish)
Lineage: Eukaryota; Metazoa; Chordata; Actinopteri; Kurtiformes; Apogonidae
Gene: thg1l
Product: tRNA-histidine guanylyltransferase 1-like
Exons: 7
Coding region: 218-1117 (299 amino acids)
Biological process (GO): tRNA modification
Molecular function (GO): magnesium ion binding; tRNA guanylyltransferase activity
Source: RefSeq, a predicted model, not a curated record